AUGGAGAGGAAAGCUCAGGAUGAAGAGCUUCUCGCAACCCAAUGCAGUGGCCAAGACGCACUCACACAUGCUAUCAGAGCGGCUGAACUGUACAUGAGCGCAGCGCUGGACGUCUCUAACAAGCCCGACUCGGCCCGUCUCAGACGCAAAUGUCAGGAACUCAUCUCGUACGCAGAAAACCUCAAGAGACGUCUCUCGAAAACGGCACCGCCGACUGCUUCCCCAAAAGUUCGGCCAGCCGUGCCUGUAGAACCUCGGGCGGAACUUCCAGGUAGUGGUAGCUCAAGGCUUCAUGGAAAUCAUUUCCCGCCAUGGGACAGCGACUCCCCAACCGUCGAUUCCCAAACAUCAUCAUCCUUGUUUCUAGACGACGCAAUCUUCACCCUGUCAAAAACACAGUUGCAGAACUUCGAAGCGUGGGCCAAACCGCUCGAUUUGUUCAAGCUCGAUGAUAUUGUCGACAAAUCUUCUAGGGAAGACGCAAUGAUGCAGGUGUCUAACAACAGUGAUCUGGUUCAAGACGUCACCACAGACUGUUCUGUUGUAGCCAGUCUGUCCGCAGCCCUCCACGUCCUGGUAGGAAAGCGCGCGCUGCUUUCUUCAAUAUUUCAUCCUUUCGACCACGAAAAAGGCAGGCCGAAACUCUCCGAGUCCGGCAUGUACGUGAUGAAGAUGAACUUCAAUGGGUGUGCGAGGCGCGUUACAAUCGAUGACAGGUUGCCUAUGUCGCGAACGAAUCGCAAUCUUUUCGUGGUCGACAGAAACAACCGUCACCUUUUGUGGCCCGCUCUUCUGGAAAAGGCCUACUUGAAAGUCCGGGGUGGCUAUGAUUUCCCGGGAAGUAAUUCAAGCACAGAUCUAUGGGUUCUUAUAGGGUGGAUUCCGGAACAAAUCUUUCUCCAAAAAGAAGACUCGGAUCUAAAUGAUAUAUGGAGCCGCAUCUCAACAGCAUACCAGUCGCAAGAUGUUGUCAUCACGCUUGGUACUGGUCGAAUAUCCGCAGAGGAAGAGAAAAUCCUGGGUCUAAUAGGGGAGCAUGAUUAUGCGGUUGAGAAUGUGGAUUCCUACGGGGGCCUUCGGCGACUCUUGAUCAAGAAUCCAUGGUGCGAUGGCCCUUCCAUGGCAACAUUGGAAGGCUCGACAACGCAAUCGGCAGCCAGCUUGAACCAACAAUCUUCGCUGCCUGGACAGUCUGCAACAGGGUUAUCAACAGGCUCCCAGCGGUCCAGCAGCCGGCUCUGGGUCUCUCUCGAAGACGUGGCACAGCAUUUCGAUGUCAUGUAUCUCAAUUGGAAUCCCUCCCUGUUUUCUCAUCGUCGAGACUACAAUUUUUCCUGGGAUAUACCGUCCAAGAUAUACCGUGAGGUCUUGUCCAAGAACCCUCAGUUCGCCGUGGCGUCGUCGACUCCCGGGACUGUCUGGAUCGUUGUAAGUCGGCAUUUCGCUGACGCGGAGCUUAAACUUGCCCGAAGUGGUAUCCAAGGUUCCACGGCCGCAGCUAGCCGUCAGCUCGGCUUCAUGAGCUUGUCGAUAUUCGACAACGUGGGCCACAGAGUCCACACAAGAGGUGAAGAGCUUUAUCAUGGACCGUACGUUGAUUCUCCUCAAACCUUGGUUCGUCUGGAAGCCAAGCCCAAUCGCCAGUACACAGUGGUUCUCGAUCAACACGAACUGCCUUUGCCCAGCUAUUCCUUUACCAUGCUACUGUUUUCUCAUUGUCCGCUUACCGUGGCGGAAGCCUCCGAGGCAAUGCCCUGUGUCGUGGAAGAAAAAGGGGCCUGGACGAGACGAACCGCCGGUGGCAACUCUUCAUGUGCCACGUACUUCCAGAACCCUCAAUACAAGCUCUCUGUCAACAGGGCAACCCCUGUUUCGAUUCUCCUUUCCGCAGACCUCAGUGAAAUCCACGUUCACGUGGACAUUGUGUGGGCGCAGGGUAACCGAGUCACGAGCGUGAGAUUGAAGGACCUGGUGGCGUCUUCCGGUGAAUAUCGACGUGGAUGUGCCGUGGCCGACAUUCCGCUGCUCGAGCCCGGAACCUACACCUUGGUUUGCUCGACAUUCGAUGCUGGCCAAGUUGCCGGCUUCGCCCUCCGUCUUGCCUCCAAGACCGCAAUCAGCGUCACCCCUGUGCCGGCGGACGGGGCCGGCAGACUCCUUGGAAAGCUUCCAAGACUCCUCAUGACGGAGGGCGAGGAAAAGUAUCGCGUGCCGGUCGAUGCGUCUUGUUUAACCCGGGCGACGGUGAACAUGCAGGCCGUGAGCAUACCCCAGGACGGCGGAAGGACCGGGCCGCCGGCAUCCUUGAUGGUCCGUGUAUCAGUCGUGCAUGGUCACGGUCUUGGACAAGCUGUCAUUGCGGUUUCCGGGCAAAACGAGUUUCGAGAUCCGAUGGUUCCUAUACGCACCCCGCAGUUUGACAUGGAGCCCGGUCGCAUAGGCGCAGAGGGAUUGUGGGUUCUCGUCGAGAGCAUCGGGUCCCACAACAUGGCCGUGGCAAUGGAAGGGCACAUCUUUAGCGACUCGCCAGUCCGUGUUGGAACAUGGGAGCCUAUAUGA
Ustilaginoidea virens is the source of this 2559-nucleotide messenger RNA. RefSeq lists its product as uncharacterized. The transcript has 5 exons. Lineage: Eukaryota; Fungi; Ascomycota; Sordariomycetes; Hypocreales; Clavicipitaceae. The record is from RefSeq and is a predicted model, not a curated record. The coding region runs from base 1 to 2559 and encodes 852 amino acids. Gene Ontology annotation, molecular function: calcium-dependent cysteine-type endopeptidase activity. Gene Ontology annotation, biological process: proteolysis.